This is a messenger RNA of Culex quinquefasciatus (southern house mosquito), 2280 nucleotides long. RefSeq lists its product as uncharacterized. Bases 1 to 2280 code for a protein of 759 amino acids. NCBI's taxonomy places the organism in Eukaryota, Metazoa, Arthropoda, Insecta, Diptera, Culicidae. Gene Ontology annotation, molecular function: nucleic acid binding. Gene Ontology annotation, biological process: DNA integration. The transcript has 3 exons. The record is from RefSeq and is a predicted model, not a curated record.
AUGAGGGCGUACACGGGCGUGGCGGGUCACAGUCAGCCCUUCAAGUUAACUAAGUUCUUCGUUGUCCGGGGCACGGAGUUGUCUUUGCUCGGUUUUGGCACUUCCCAAGAGCUGGGAUUGAUACGGUUGGGACCCCUGAGCGAAGGAGAGACGCAGUCUACUGGGGUGCAAAAUGAAGGUGUAUACAGCGUGAAUGCGGAUGUCUCGGAGUUCCCGAAGGUUAAGCUGGACCCUGUCAAAUUCAAGGUGGACGAAUCUGUAACGCCGAGGCAGAUUAUUCGCUAUAACAUUCCGAAGGCGUUCGAAAACGCCACCACCGAAAGGCUUCGAGCAAUGGAGAUCAGAAAUAUUAUAGAGAGAGCAGACAAGGAGGAUGACGUCAUCACGCAUGUGUCGCCGUUGGUUUUGGUGCCGAAGGGUACUAAUGAUUUCCGGAUUGUGGUCGAUUACAGAGCUGUAAACAAAGCGAUCAUUAGAGAGCCGUACCCCAUGCCAUCGCUGGAGAAGAUUUGGGCAGAGAUUCCAAACGGUACGGUGUACUUUUCCAAAUUGGACCUUCGUGAUGCUUAUUUUCACAUUGAGUUGGACGAGAGUGUGCGUCAUUUCACCACGUUCAUGACGGCAAACGGUCUGAUGCGUUUCACGAGGUUACCUUUUGGACUCGCCAAUGCCCCGGAGCUGUUCCAGCGCUCGAUGGAGAAGCUGAUGAGCAAGUGCAAGAACAUAAUUGUGUACCUCGACGAUAUUCUGGUGUAUGGAAGGACGCUGGCGGAGCUGCGGGCGAACGUGGCCGUGGUCAAAGAAACUCUAGAAGGAAACAAUCUCACUAUAAACGAGGACAAAUCCGUGUACGAUCAGCAAUCAGUUGAGUUUUUGGGAUUCACCAUUGAUGGUAGUGGAAUUCUACCUACGGACAAGAAAAUUUCGGACAUUAGGCUUUUUCAACGUUCCAGGAAUACCUCGGAGUUGCGGAGUUUCUUGGGGAUGAUGACUUUUAUAAGUCCAUUUAUUCCUAAUUUCGCUCAUAAAACGAAGCCGCUUCGGGAGCUUCUGUCUACGGAAGCGAAGUUUGAGUGGAGUGAGGAGCGGCAAGCAGCAUUUGAGGCACUGAAGGAUGCAGCAGAGAACGAUUUGGUUAAGCGUGGAUUUUUCAAUGAGAACGAUCCAACUGUGCUGUACACCGAUGCAUCACCCUGGGGAAUAGCUGGAGUGCUGACUCAACAGGCGAGCGACGGGGAGGAGCGGCGGAUUAUUGCUUGCGCGUCGAAAAGUCUAACGGUUGCUGAGUGUCGUUAUCCGCAGUUACACCGUGAAGCGCUGGCGAUAAUCUGGGCAAUGGAAAGGUUUGCGUAUUAUCUUUUAGGAAGGUGGUUUACGUUGAGGUGCGACAGCGAAGCAUUGAUGUUUAUGACGAAGGUUAAGGGCAAGGACGUCGGGAAGCGAAUUUUGUCGAGAGCUGAAGGUUGGUUGCUGCGAAUGGAUCACUUCCAUUUCGAAUUUGAACACGUGUCGGGCACAAACAACAUUGCUGACGCGGCUUCCCGGAUAUGCGCUAGGCGCGACGAACCUCAGUUUGGUUUAAACAGAGAACCGCACGAGUUGUGCUUGGUCACAGCAGACCCAGGGGCUAUCAAUGAACAUUUGCUGGCGAUGACGUCAUCGGAAGUAAAGGAGGAGUUGUUGAAGGACAGCGAGCUACUUACAUUGAUCGAUUGGUUGGAAAAGGACGAAAAAUGGCCAGCGGAGAUCAUAAAAUAUCAAGCUUUCCAUCGUGAUCUGUUCAUGCAAAAUGGACUGCUAAUGAAGCAGGAGAAGAUCGUGCUGCCUAUUGUGUUGCGGUCUCGCGCGAUACGUGUGGCCCACCUAGGCCACCCGGGUAUGUCAACGAUGAACAAUUUUUUAAGACAGGGGCUAUGGUGGCUGGGUAUGGACCGGGAGAUAGAAGAUUUUGUACGCAGUUGUCCGGAGUGUCAAUUGGUUACCAAGACAAACAAUACGCUGCCGAUUACGUUGACCGAUCUUCCCGCUAAUCCGUGGGAUUACGUGUCGAUGGAUUUCUCAUCGGCGUCCGACAUCAACAGCUGGAAAGCGCUGGUCCUCACGGAUAACUACUCGCGAUUUUUGGUAGCGUUACCCAUGGAAAGGACUGAUGCAGAGGCUGUUAAAAGGGCGCUCAAGAGAAUUUUUAACACUUACUACAUUCCCAAGACCCUGAAGGCGGACUACGGACCACCAUUUAGCAGUUACGCCGCUGAACCCGACGGAAAAUGGUUUAGUUGA